Messenger RNA from Gasterosteus aculeatus aculeatus (three-spined stickleback), 2324 nucleotides. It is a transcript of the gene fbxo32, whose product is annotated as F-box protein 32. Gene Ontology annotation, biological process: protein ubiquitination. NCBI's taxonomy places the organism in Eukaryota, Metazoa, Chordata, Actinopteri, Perciformes, Gasterosteidae. Gene Ontology annotation, molecular function: protein binding. Gene Ontology annotation, cellular component: SCF ubiquitin ligase complex; cytoplasm; nucleus. The record is from RefSeq and is a predicted model, not a curated record.
GGAUAAAAAGAAGAGCUGCGCAAUGACAACAGUAGACCAGAAAUACGUACAGGGCAACUUCUCUUUCCGGGACAGGACGCAUAUUAACUCAACCGCGAGGAGGGCUCUCGGUUCGCGAUACUUUUAUUUCAACUUGAACUCAACGUCGUCGAAGCAGGAUGCCUUUCCUCGGACAGGACUGGAGGUCACCGGGUCAGAGUUGGGUUAAAACGGAGGAGGGAUGGAAGAAAACCACGGCGGACGAGAAGAACAACAACGUCGCCGUGGAGAGCUUCUGCAAAGCCGAGGAGGAGGAGGAUUGUUUCAACAAAGAGAACCUGCUGCUCUCCCUGAACUACGACAUGGCUGCCAAGAAGAGGAAGAAGGACCACAUGAACAACAACGCCAAGGUCCCCUAUUUCCACAGGGAAAAGUGGAUUUAUGUUCAUAAAGGAAGCACCAAGGAGCGCCACGGAUAUUGUACACUGGGAGAGGCCUUCAACCGCUUGGAUUUCUGCAGCGCCAUCAAGGACACGAGGAGAUUUAAUUAUGUCGUUCGACUCCUGGAGCUUAUCGCCAAGUCCCAGCUCCCCUCGCUCAGCGGAGUGGCGCAGAAAAACUACAUGAAUAUUCUGGAGAGGGUGGUACAGAAAGUUCUCAACGACCAGCAGAACAUCCGGCCCAUCAAGGAGCUGCUGCAGAUGCUCUACGUCUCGCUGUGUGGUCUCGUUCAGGACAUGGGCAAGUCUGUCCUGGUGGGGAACAUCAACACCUGGCUGCACCGCAUGGAGAACAUCCUGCAGUGGCACCAGCAGCUGGACAGCAUCCAGAUCAACAGGCCCACAUCGACAAGCAUGACUCUGACCGACCUGCCUAUCAAUCUGCAGUUGAACAUCAUGCAGCGUCUGUCGGAUGGAAGGGACCUGGUCAGCCUGGGCCAGGUGUGCCCCUCCCUGGGGGACCUCGCUGAGGACCGGCUGCUGUGGAAGAGGCUCUGCCAUCACCAUUUCACAGACAGACAGAUCCGAAAGCGCCUGAUGGUCUCCGAUAAAGGUCUCCUGGAGUGGAAGAAGAUGUACUCUAAGCUGAGCCGCUGCUAUCCUCACAGAGAGCAAUACAGUGACACACUGCACUUCUGCACCCACUGCCACAUCCUUUUCUGGAAGGACACAAACCAUCCCUGCACCGCAAACAACCCAGAAAGCUGCACCAUGUCCCUCUCCCCUCAAGACUUCAUCAACCUUUUCAAAUUCUGAUCCCCCCGAUCCCCUUGGGCUGUACAUAUACUGUACAUAGAAAUGUACAUGUAUUUUUUUGUUAAUUGCACAAUCAAUUCCUUGUGUAUUUAGUUGAGGUAUGACUCACAGACAAUGGAGUUUCUUUUGAAGCUCUGGGAGAAUUCCCAGUGUACCGUGAGGGAAUGUGACCGAGGGAAGGAGACGAAGGCUGAGGACGAAGGGAACACUCGGCUGUCAAGAGUUAAGUCUUAGUUUAAUGUGGUUGUUGAAACUAUACUCCAAAGCAAACGCACCUCAUGACCUCUAAAGUAUGCACUUUUUCCCCCACUUUGGGAAUUUGGUUUUAUGUAAUGUUUUGGGUUCUUAUGAUGUUUCCUUUUUUUUCCUCCCAGGAAGAGGGAGGAGAAAAUUCAAACCUGUUUUUGAAAUUGUGUUUUGUUUAAUCUAGGAGCUCACGUGUGGGGGGUGGGGGGGGGGAUGCAACGUGUGAUGUUGAGAUCUAGUUUACAUUAGUAGAGUUCGGCACUGGGAUGGCGAGGCACGACUCUUGGGUUGCUGCAGUACCUAAGAGCAUCUAUGUGAGUCAGUAAUUCGAUCGUUGGACUGAUGAUUCUAUGACGAUGUUGGCACACCAAAAGUUGUUAUUGCUGUUUUUCACUUUUAUAAAGAUUUUAUAUGACUUUUUUUUAUCAUUGUGUUCAUGUUCUGCUGUGGCUGCUAUAGUAACCGCACCGGUGUGCAAUAUUACCAAAGAUUGUAAUGUAACAUAGUCCACAUGACGAUGGCGUGUGCCUUUAUCACAAAACUUGAAACUGGUACAGUUUAAUCCUUGUUUGGAAGGUUUUCCUUUUUGUUUUUUUUCCCAGCAAAACAGUGGUAUUUAAGAGCUGAGGCUCUUAUCCGUUGAGAAUAAUUUUAUUUUCAUCUAGUCUCCUGAUGAUGUAUAAACCCCCAGCGGAUGGUGUUGGCUUAUUAAGGCAAUAUUUGUAUUCCGGUGCAAUUUGACCCAGACUUUAGUCGACCACUGCGCAGUCAGUGAGGAAUGAUGUACAUGCUAUGCAAUGCGUUGUUUAUGUUCUGUUGAAUAAACAAAAGAGAAUAACCAUA